Molecule: messenger RNA, 765 nt
Organism: Symbiodinium sp. CCMP2592
Lineage: Eukaryota; Dinophyceae; Suessiales; Symbiodiniaceae
Source: the annotation of a GenBank genome assembly
AUGUCCGUUAAAGGCCAGCCGCGGGAUGUCGAAGAUAUCGUCCGGCUCGAGGCCUUUGCUGAUGUGUCAGCGCUUGUGCGCAAGACGCACAAGGAGCGAACAUUGUUGGAGACGUUUGAGAAGUAUGUGAUUGAGCAUCUCCGAGAAGGGGCGGUCAAAACCUUAGCCGGCGAAGGCCCAGCAGAGGGCUUCCAGCGUGCGAAGCCCAGCGGCGGGGGCUUCCCACCCAAAAUGGAAUGGCACUGGGCUUCGGAUGGCUCUGCCAGGGAGAUCUUCGGUCCGGCGGUGGAUGUGCUCUUAAAGUACUUGCCCAAUUUCCAGCUCUUGGCUGCCAAGUUCAUCGUGGCGACAGGAGAGUGCAGCGCCGAAGAUGCGAAAUUCCAUCAGGACUUCGAGCCACCAACGGUUCCGCUUCUGGCCACGGCAACUGCUUUGGCACCGGUUUGGCCUUUGGCUUUCCCUGAGAAGGAAGGGAACCUGGAAUUCUUUACCUGGGAUGACAUGAUCAAGUCGAAGCAGCAGGGGUCGCCCGACGAGGUCAUGAAGCUCCGCAACGUCCACCGCUAUACUCCCGGCGAAGUGGCCAUCUUUGACGGUAAGCUCUUCCACCGAACCCAACCCUUUUCGGAGCACGCCUUUGCGAGUUCCUCUUUGCAUGGCGAGUCAGAGGUGCUAAGCAAGCGGCGGAUCUUGGCAUCUUUCUACUUCGCGCAGCUGCCAGAGGGCAACACCUGGGAAGGACCGGCGGCGGUGCUACUGGUGUAA